AGCCAGUAAGCGGCACGGCCCGGUGCCCACGUACAGGUGGUACCAUCAAAACCUUCGCUGCUUCUAUUUGUUUCUUCUCCUUCCAAAUUUUUCAGCCCUGAAAUCCCCUCUCUCUCUCCUCCCCGCAGCGCUCUCCGCCAUGACCAGCUCCUCCGCCACCGCUCGGAAGACACUGAGUAAGAUUGCCAUCAAUCGGCUUCAGAAGGAGCUGGUAGAGUGGCAGAUCAAUCCCCCCACUGGUUUCAAACACAUAGUCACCGAUAAUCUCCAAAGGUGGGUGGUUGAAGCGAUUGGAGCUCCUGGAACCCUCUAUGCUAACGAAACUUACCAACUUCAAGUUGAUUUCCCUGAGCAUUACCCAAUGGAAGCUCCCCAGGUGAUAUUCCUCCAUCCAGCUCCAUUGCACCCUCACAUUUAUAGCAACGGCCAUAUAUGUUUAGAUAUAUUAUAUGACUCUUGGUCACCUGCCAUGACUGUUAGUUCAGUUUGUAUAAGCAUCCUCUCAAUGCUGUCAAGCUCAACUGUUAAGCAACGCCCUGAAGACAACGAUCGAUAUGUAAAGAACUGUCGGAAUGGCCGAUCUCCAAAGGAGACCAGGUGGUGGUUCCACGACGACAAGGUGUGACAAACAAGCGGGAACAAAGCUGCCACCAUUGUCCCGUUGUUUGAAAUAAUUGUAGUUUUGUGGUGUCCACCUUUUGCUAGAGGAUGAGAAAAAUGGAGAAUGAGAAGCAUUCAGAAACCAAAGCAUUUCUCUGAAUUCUCGAUGCAUCUCCUGUGUAAAUUGGCAAUGCCUGGUUGUGUAAAGGGAGAGGAGCAUUGUCGUCUUCUUAGGGGAACACAUUGGGAAGUUACUGUUUGUUCUUAACUUAUUUGCUUAUGGAAUUUAUAAAACCAGUCUCUUUGUAUUAGUGGUAAAAAACUGGCACGUUGGGUCUUAGUUAUCUCUGGGGCAACUCUAAACUAGACAGAGAGAAAACUUUUUUUUACCACACUAUGGGGCAACCCAAUUGGCAAUCCUAGGAACCACAUAACUCUAAGCCAUGUCUAGCUAUCGUCUAUAGGCAGUCUUUAAGCAUCAAUCCUCCAAUUGUAUCUGAUUCUACCCUAUGAGAAGCUGGCAAGUGACGACUUGAGAAUCCCUUUCCAGUGUGACUCCAUGGAAGCUCAUGUUACGAAUCAAGAUCAGACCAUCUCGAGCCGCUAGCAAGCCGAGCUAUGAUCAUCUGCGGACUUCACCACCAAGCUUCCACUCCCUCUGCAAUUUGCCGGUGGAAGGAAUCACUAGAUAGAGCUAUUCAACUUGCCUCUUCCCUAUUUGCUGUGAUUGUGAAUCUGCAGAAAGGCAAGACACAGCCAAGCCUAUAUAUGGAAGGUAUAGAUCACCAGAGAAUCAAAGCAAAUGGGAUAUGGCUACAUGUAGCCCAGAAAGGGACAGGCCAACUGGUCCUUCUCCUCCAUGGCUUCCCAGAUUUCUGGUACUCUUGGCGCCACCAAAUCACCUACUUGGCCGACCGUGGCUACCAUGUUGUCGCUCCUGAUCUCAGGGGUUACGGCGACUCCGACUCCCCUGCCAACCCUUCUUCCUACACUCUUCUGCACAUCGUAGGCGACAUCGUCGCCCUCCUCGACCAUUUCGGUCAACACCAGGUCUCUCCCGCUGUUCGCCCUUUGCUUAAUAGAAUGUAUGUCGUAACUUACCUGUACCGUAUUUUACUACGAAUAGCAGUAGUACUGAUUUUGGUUGGUCUUCGAGAAAAGGCCUUUGUGCUAGGACAUGACUGGGGAGCUCUGGCUGGGUGGUAUCUGAGUCUACUGAGGCCUGACAGAGUGAAGGGGCUGGUAGCACUCUCAGUCCCGUUCUACAACAGGAACCCUGAAGCUAGAUUCACUGAAAUUUUCGACAGGGUGUUUGGAGAUGGGUUUUACAUAUGUCAGUUCCAGGAGCCUGGGAGAGCAGAGCAGGCAUUCGCGAGAUACGAUUGCAUGACAUUGAUGAAGAAGUUCUUGCUGUUGAACAGGACAGACAACAUGGUGGCACCUCCGGGAAUCGAUAUAAUCGACGACUUGGAGACACCAGCUGUUCUGCCGGCCUGGAUCACUCAGGAGGAACUGGAAGUCUAUGCUGACAAGUUCCAGCAAUCUGGCUUCACUGGUCCUCUCAACUAUUACCGUGCCAUGGACCUGAACUGGGAGAUUUCUGCACCCUGGCAAGGAUCGAAAGUUACAGUACCGGCAAAGUUCAUCGUCGGUAAUCAAGAUAUUGGGUUCGAGACCUCUGGCACUAAGCAGUAUAUUGAAGGAGGGGUCUUCAGGAGCUUUGUUCCUGAUCUUGAAGUUGUAGUUUUAAACGGUCACCACUUCAUUCAUCAAGAGAAAGCUCAAGAGGUGUCAGAAGAAAUUGCUGCCUUUCUCCAUAAGCAUUCCUCAAAUGAUGAGAAUAGAGAAUAAGUCAAGGGUUUUUUUUUA
Linum tenue is the source of this 2469-nucleotide messenger RNA. Lineage: Eukaryota; Viridiplantae; Streptophyta; Magnoliopsida; Malpighiales; Linaceae. The record is from the annotation of a GenBank genome assembly.